AUGGUUCUGUCACGGAAAUCCACUUACUUUUUACUUUCUAUGAUUUUACCUGUGUACACACUCUGUUUCCUUAACCCGUUCGUGUUUCUCCUGCCGGCCGCGUCAGGGGAAAGGAUAUCCUACACAAUCACUAUGUUCUUGUCGCUGGCUGUUUAUAUGACACUUGUGGGUGACAACAUGCCAAAGGUAUCGGAGCCAAUGGCAGGGAUUUCCUACUUUCUCCUGGUGGCAAUGUUGUUCAGCUGUCUACUUAUAAUCCUGACGAUAUUCACCCUUCGCUGUGACGCUGUGACAGACGUAACUAACUUUCCCAAAUGCGUCAGGCGACUUGUUUUAAAAGUAAAGAAGAACCGAAAAAACACCAGAAAGCCGAUCACUCGCAAUAGCGUUGAUGUUGAUAGUAUUGAAUUUGGGUCUAAGAAUGUACCAAGUACCUCUGAUGUCAGUACGAUCGAGCUUAAAAAGGAAAACGGAGAGCAAGGCAUCAAUGCUAACGAUAUUGAUGAACCGGACAAAAAGGAUGUCACAAAUUGUAUUGACAUUACCCUGUUUUUCUUUGCAGAAACCGGUCGUGAGAUAUUUGAAGAGGAGAUUAGGCAUUGGACUGUGAGAUGGAACAUUCCAAACACCAUCAAACCUGCUUCUUUACAGGAAACGCCUCCACUAACUAACCGCGAGCUGUACCCUUGUGUCUGGACGAUGCUCGCAAUACUGGUAACCAUGCCAGUCUCCACAUGUUCAGCAGAGCGUUCAUUCAGUUCCCUCCGCAGAGUGAAGACGCACCUACGUCGCACAAUGGGACAGGAACGUCUUUCGUCAUUGUCAAUUCUCCAUAUUCACCGAGAUAUGCCAAUUGAUAUUGAUGCUGCGAUAGAGGAGAUCCUUGCUGCCAAACGUAGGAAAGGACACUUUGGAAUCUAA
This is a messenger RNA of Mizuhopecten yessoensis (Yesso scallop), 921 nucleotides long. RefSeq names its product acetylcholine receptor subunit alpha-like. Gene Ontology annotation, molecular function: protein dimerization activity. Gene Ontology annotation, cellular component: membrane. Lineage: Eukaryota; Metazoa; Mollusca; Bivalvia; Pectinida; Pectinidae. The coding region runs from base 1 to 921 and encodes 306 amino acids. Gene Ontology annotation, biological process: monoatomic ion transport. The transcript is spliced from 2 exons. The record is from RefSeq and is a predicted model, not a curated record.